GUGGAGAGAGAGAGAGGAACCUGUACUCUUCCACAGCGUAAGGAGAGAGGAAUCCUCAUCACAUUAUAAUCACUCGCUCAUUUUUUUUAUUUUUUUUUUUACAAAGUGAGCAAGUAAUGGCCUCUUUGGGAGACACAUGAUAAUAUAUCUUCGCUAGAUCUGGACUCUGUUUUUUUUUUUGUUUUUUUUAAAGGUGCACCUUUCUUUUUUUGCGUUUUGGAGCUCAACGGUAUUUCAACUGGUGGAUGAUCGAGAUGGCCCUAAAGCUGCUGAUACGUGUAGAAUGUGAAGAUGGUAGAGAGAGGCCAGUCAUAUGAAUGAAAAAGAGAGUGUGGGUUUAACGGUCCUGAUAUGGAGACGUCUUGAAACGAUACCUGGACAGAUUAUGAUUUCAUCAGAAACAACUUUGAAUAUAUAAUUCAUUUAGUUUGCUUGUUAAUGCAAACCUACCUGUCGUGGUACUAUGUUUUUUUAUUUUUCAUAGUACCACAAAUAUUGACAGUGAUAGACGAACAUGGCUGGAUGUCACUGUUUUUUGUAGCAGUGCUAAAAGGACUGCUGUGAUAACAGCCUUAUCUCUUGAUGACUGCAAGUAGAUGACAUUUUAAUGAAAACAAAGGCCUUCUAGACGUGCCUAGAUGUGGUCGGGCAGAUAGCAGUUUGAGAUUUUAGUUAAGAGUCGAGCUAUACAGGGUAGGUUAAGUCUGACGAUGAAUCCUAGUGUGGAGGUGAUGGACAUCCAAACAAGAAGUCAAAAGGAAAAAUUGACUCCAAUCAGAGCCAAUUCCAAAAAUGACCUGGAGAGUGAGGAUGACAAAAUCCCAGGGUCCUAUGACUGCAACAUUUGUGGACGCAGUUUCCCUUUCAUGAGCUCUCUGUCUCAGCAUAUGAGACGCCAUACUGGUGCACGCCCUUAUAAAUGCCCCUACUGUGACCACAGGGCCUCUCAGAAGGGAAACCUCAAAGUUCACAUACGCAGCCACAAACUGGGCACGCUAUCUAGCCACCACUCCAAUGAUGACCAAGAGGGAGGAGCAGAGGAAGAAGAGAUGAGUGUUUCAGAGGGUUUUGAUGGAGGCACAAGUCCAACCAAAAGCACCUCAGCUUGUAACCGUAUGAUGAGUGGAGAUGGUGCUGAAGAUAGUCGCAGGAAAGUGCCUGUGAGGAGCUUGAAAAGAGAGAAAUCUGUAAGUGACCAGCAGCCUUACUGCUGUCGUCUUUGUGGCUAUGAGGCCCAGCGGGAGGACCAGCUCCUGAGUCACAUUGAAAAGGUCCACAUUACUGUCGACACAGAUGAGCAGACAAGUGUUAAGGAAGAAGCCGUGGUUGAACCCGAAGUUCUCCAGCCUCAGUGCGAUGGGACCUUUCCUUGUGAAACCUGUGGCCAGGUCUUCACUCAGGCCUGGUUCUUAAAGUCACAUAUGAAGAAACAUGCAGGAAUCCUGGACCAUUGCUGUCGCAUAUGUGGGAGACGAUUUCGCGAAGCUUGGUUUCUCAAGUCCCACAUGAAAACACACAACACAAGAUCACGAUCAAGAGCAAAAUCUGAUUCUACUGAGCAUCCAGCCACCAUCAACGAUGUAGCACAGGAUCCUGAAUUUGUCAGCUCUGUUGCAUCUGUCUAUCAAAUGUGCUCGAAAUGUGGGAACUUGUUUGAUAGCCGAGAGAGCUUGAGAGUCCAUGAUAAAGUCCACAGUCUUAGCUAUGGAAAGAAAUUGCAGGGCCGAUCACGACCCAGUGAUGAUGAGGACCCCCCAGCAGCAAAAAGAGCUUUACUUGACUACUUAUGCCUUCAGCCAUUUAGAGAAAAAGCUGAGGAUGAUGCCAGUAAUAGGAUACUGGGUCAGAGAAUCCCUGAGCUUGAUCCAGUUUGCAGCUACCAAGCAUGGCAAUUAGCUACUAAAGGAAAAGUUGUGGAACCAGUAGAGUGCAACAAGACUUCCAGUGAUGGAGGAAGUAUUGGAGAAGAAGACCUUGCUGCAGCUGCUGUUGUGUAUGAGAAGGAAAGAAGCAGUUAUGUCCUUCAAGGUCAGGAAAGACGCAGCUCAGUUCGCCGCAGCAGCUCUGUUUUGGGAAACCAUGUUUCAUCUGGAGAUCAGACACCAGAGAGCCUCAGUGAUUCUGAGUACCGACCUUCAUCUCGCCAGGAACGGAGACGACCAUCACAGGCUCAAGGUCCCGCCAAAUCCAAUGAGUGCUUUGAAUGUGGUAAGAAGUUUCGCAGUCGCCACAAGAUGAUUGUCCACCAGCGCGUCCAUAGAAAGGAUGGAGUCAGGACGUCCAUCGAAGACAAUGUGAGAACUGAGAAUAAAGACCAAUGGGGCUCAACCAGUGACCAAGAGUCAGGCUCCCCAAGCCGACCUUUCACCCCGGGGUAUGGAGACUCUCCACCAGCCUCCACUCUCAGAGACCAUGCAUCCGAAAUGGGAACCGCUAACUCAGGGGAACUUGCAGAUGAAAACCCUUACGUCUGUAGCCUGUGUGACUUUGUUACCACCGAGUCAGAAAUGUACCUGGCUCAUGUGCGUGUCCAACAUCCAGCGUCCUCAGAAGAGAAAACCAGCCCUAUUCCCAGAGUCUCCCCCAAUGGUUAUCCCAAGUUGAAGAAAGCCCUUCUGCAGGGGCUGACAAUAGCAGAAUCCCCUCCAGCUCACCCUUCAACUUGUUCCUCUCCACUUGAUCCUGUGGAUCUCUGUGUCAGAGCUGGGGGUCACAGGGGCAGAACCCCCGCAAACCUUGACAGAAAAAUCCUCCCCAACCACAAGUGUUCCUUCUGCUCCCAUUCAACUCUCUAUCCCGAGGUCCUGUGGAUGCACCAGACUAUUGCUCACCGCAUGACCAGUAGUAGUUCCAAUCUGGCACCGAAAUGGGCUCUGAAAAACAGCAACAAGGCGCCCAAAAACCGCUUAUCCUCUGUAAGGCGUACUGGUCCCCCACCGGUCAUGGAGGGUAAGGAAUGUCCACCACUGCCUGCGCUAGCGCGUGUCCAACGCACACGGCCCCCGAUGCAGAUGAGCGAGGUACGAAAAAAACAAAAAACAAGUUCUCAUUCAGGUACAACACAACCAUCAUCCUCUACCCCCUCGCCGUUGCCGUCGAGAGCCUCCACAUCCGCCUCAAAAUCUCAAGCUGGGAAAGUCCCUCAGAAUCAACCUCCUCGCAUCAGACACAAAGUGACCAGCUCCUCUGGAGGAAACUCACAAUCUUCCUUCAUCUCUGCAGAGAAGAGCCCCAGCACCAUUUCACGACCACCAGCCCCAUACCCCAAUUCUUCCACAGCUUUCAGGAGGGCAGACCAUUACGCGGUGCCACAGGAGGGACUGGGCUUCAUGCUUUCUAACAAGUAUAAUGGUCAAGCAGAGUACAACCGAGCUGGAGGCUCCUCUCAUCGGCCGCUGGCGAACUACCACAACGAGCAGCGUGCAAAUGCUACAAGGCCUAGUACCAUCACUCAUAGCUCUACGAUGGGACACAACUACGGAGCCUCACAGGCACAUGGCAGCAUGCUGCAGACUUAUUUAGGUUCAUCCUCCUUUCCCUCAAAACCUAAUGAAAAUGUGAAGCAGGAGCCAUUGACAGAGAUUCAAGAAAUGCCAAACGACAUCCUCAGCUUCCUCAAAAACUACAGCCCCCAUGAUCUCGCUGCGCUUUACCACCGCUGGGGGACCACUAAUGCACUUUUGGAUCCUACUGGGAUGCUGAGGUCACUCAUGCAGCAGGGACAACAUUUCUGCCCCGAGUGCGGAAAGAGUUUCAGUCAACCCAGCCACCUGCGCACACAUAUGAGGUCCCAUACAGUUGGGUUUGAUUUUAAUGGACUCCACAGAGGUACUGAUGCUCACACCACCGCUUCUGAAGCUCCCAAACAAGGGAGAGGCCUUUCUGCUGCCAGCUCUGCCCAUACAGAGCAUCCCAGAAAGGGAACCUGAAGACACAUGUCCAGAGCGUCCACCACAUGCCUUUUGACAACAACCAGUACCCAGACUCAAGGACCUUGUUAUCAAGCCCCGAGGAGCUUGUCAGACCACCACUGACGUCACAGGAGCAGCAAUAGGUCCUCACGUACAAUCCAGGCCAGUCAGGGACUCACACUUCUGAAUACACCAUCAUUACUUCAAAAAUAUGAGGACUCGAGGAAAUUAGCGAUUUUCGGGUUACAAUUUUAAAUAUGUUUUUGCUUCGCCUUCCUUUUACCAUCCUUUAAUGGGGGUUUUCUAUAUUUUUUGUAGUUUUAAGGAGCUGUUUUAGAAUAAAUACAUAGAAAAUACAGUACUAGUACAGUACAGUCCUGUACAAAUUAGGGUUUGCACCCAUUUCUGUCUUAACGUGCAGUAAAAUGAAGUUUGCCAGCUCAACAAACAAUAUGGGAAAAUGAAGACUGUGUUUAAUUUAUAUGUUGUUUUUUUUCUAGGGUCCAUGACAAAACCCACUGUCCGAAUGGUAGUCCCAACAGAUAAAAUAGUCCUACGGCUACUACUCGAGCAGCCGCAAACAUGCUUAAAAACGACUAGUGAUUAUUUGAUUAUCAAUGUAGUGGCCGAUAAAUGUUCUCUGGAUUGUAUAAUUGAUUAAUCGACUAAUCAUAGCAGCUAUAAAGAGUUUGUCUUCGGGGCUGGAAGCCAUUAAAAUGUCUGCAUGUGUGUGUGUGUGUGUGUGUGUGUGUGUGUCAGCAUGCACGAAUGUGUUAAAGUCACUUGGCUCCACUCUUUAAGUGCGGUCUUAGGAGUGACCACUCUGAGGGGGAAUGAUUAGAGGCAGGGAGGUGAGAUUAGUGAGGGAGAGAAAGAUGUGUCUGCACUAAUGCUCAUUAAAAAGAGUUGCGUUUUAAUAGCCAUUAUAAAUGAGUGUACCGUUUUUAUGGUCAUACAAUUAUUGUCAAUUGAAGAGGAAGGGGCUGAGUGCCGGCAGUUUCCAUCUAUAUAACUCCUUUAUAUUACUGAGCCUUUCCCACACUGACACUUUGACUUUGAUUUACGCUGCAAACCUGCAGUGGGAGCGGCAUGAAGUCUCAGAUAGGAAUUGCACAAAUUACAGUCCGGCUUGUGCACUUUUGGUGGCAAAUAUAAUUCUGUUAAUGUGCUAAAUGACACUAAGAUGUCACAAAGCACUGAGAUGUUCGAUAGUCAGCAUCAUUUUAGAUGUCCCUUUUUACUCGAAAAAAAUGACUGCAACCCCUUUUAAUAUUUGUGUACCAGACACAUUUUAGUUUCUUGGUUACUGUCUUAAAAGGGUACUGCAGUUUUUUUUAAAUGUUGGCCUAUCUUUCACAAUCUUUACAUGAGACAAGAAAACAUUUGUCUUCCUUUUUUCUUCCAUUCUAACUAGUAAAAAGAUGUGAUCACGAGAGCCAACGAAUACAACGAAACAUCACUUACUGUACAAUGUCUUCUCUCACUGGGAUGGCAACUCUCGGGAUGCUCAAAUAUUCCUGUUUAGAUGAAGAAUGACUCAUAAUCCUCACAAAGAAAAAAAAGUGGGGUGCAACUAAGCCUCUUUUCAUGUUUUUCUCAUCAUUUCUGGGUCUAAGUUGGAUGCCAAAGUCGAACAACUUACCUGAUUAUGUCCUCAUCCUUCUACUAUCAAAGUGAGAGACAUUAUUUAUCAUCUAGAACAGUGGUUCUCAACCUUUUUUCAGUCAUGUACCCCCUGUGAACAUUUUUUAAAUUCAAGUACCCCCUAAUCAGAGCAAAGCAUUUUUGGUUGAAAAUACAUAAAGAAGUAAAAUACAGCACUAUGUCAUCAGUUUCUGAUUUAUUAAAUUGUAUAACAGUGCAAAAUAUUGCUUAUUUGUAGUGGUCUUUCUUGAACUAUUUGGAAAAAAAGACCAAAAUACCUAAAAACUUGUUGAAAAAUAAACAAGUGAUUCAAUUAUAAAUAAAGAUUUCUACACGUAGAAGUAAUCAUCAACUUAAAGUGCCCUCUUUGGAGAUUGUAAUAGAGAUCCAUCUGGAUUCAUGAACUUAAUUCUAAACAUUUCUUCACAAAAAAAUACAUCUUUAACAUCAAUAUUUAUGGAACAUGUCCACAAAAAAUCUAGCUGUCAUUGUUGCAUUGCUUUUCACAGUUUAUGAACUUACAGUCAUAUUUUCUUGAAGUAUUAUUCAACAAAUAUAUUUAUAAGGGAUUUUUGAAUUGUUGCUAUUUUUUCAAAAUCUCACCUACCCCUUGGCAUGCCUUCAAGUACCCCCAGGGGUACGCCUACCCCCAUUUGAGAACCACUGAUCUAGAAGAAACUUUCACAAGCUCCGAGACGAGAAAGCAGCUCACCAGCUGAUGAUGUAUGUCUGUGUUAGUGCUUAUAAUAAUAUCACUAAUGCUUGGUUAGUAUUCAGGUCAUUGUUGGCGGUUUUUGGAUGGUUAUUUAGAAGGUGUAACGAGCAAAGUAGAGGACCUUCCAUUCACUCCAUUGUCAGUGGACUUUAAUAUACAUCUGUCUUCUUGUCUCUCAUAAUGAUCAUGUAAGAUAGGCAAAAUUUAAAAAAGAAAAGUGCUGUUCUCCUUUAAUGUGGUCAACUACUUGAUCAGUGUGCACAGCACAUUAGCAUUGGACUCUGCAACUGAUCACCACAAUUGAAUACGACUCAAUACCCAGAACAAAGUUGUUGUCGUUAUUGAAUGAUUUGUAGCUUAGGAUGCUAAGAGCUCCAAGAAAGAGUGCAGCCUGUGGUCAAAAAGUAAGGCCUGCAGGCCUUGUUGGUCCCAUAGCGGGACAUUUAACAAGGCAGCCUCAGGACUUUCCUCGACGAUACAACCUAGUAUUUUCACACCCGUUCUAUCCUUCUAGAGCCAUGCCGCUAAAUAAUGACCUCAUAGCUGUUCUAGAGCACAUGUGUGCAUGUAGUUUUUUUUCAACCUGGAAAUACGGUGGUACCUCAAUUUACAAGUAUUUUAAAAGCUGUCUCCUGCCUUUAAGUUGCGAGUUUUCCUGGCGCUGGUAGUAUUUGUCCACAACCAGAGAGCGACACAAUCCUGCCCUCCAACCGCCAGAACUGAAAAAGGGAGUGAAAAGGAAAGACACUCAUUGAAUCAUAAAAACAAAUCAAUUAAAAAACUUGGGAUGUACGAUAUCGUGACAGUUUAAAGGCCAAGGUACGGUAUUAUUGCGGUAUCUUGCAAAAAAAAGAAGAAUUGGUAUGUGGAAGUUCCGCUGAUCACACACGUCACAGGAGACCGGCGUCCAGAGUUGAACAAAGUUUUAAUACACAGCAAUAGUUUUUCGCUAUUUUGACUUUUCAGUCCCUCAAAAGUCUCUCCCACUCUCCAAGUCCUUCCUUCUCCUGCUGUUCCCGACCGCUACUAUUAAAGACAACAGGUGAUUAGACAACUCGUACCACCUGGGAAAUCUAAUCACCUGUUCAGCUGUGUUUCGAAGCCGGCCCUGACACACCCCCCUGUCUGUCAGUGCACUGUCCUCAGCAUCUUGGACAGGGACGGAGACCCCCGCUCCCGCAGGCAGGGCUGGCCACGCCUCCCUCCACAUGGUAGUAAUGCCAUCGUGAAAAUGAAAAUGGCAAGAUUGUAAAUGAUAAACACACUCACUGUAAUUGAACACAAAAAUAAUGCUCAAAUUAUGUAAUAAUAUUUUUUACUAUAAACAAGUGAAAAAUAGUGCUUUAACAUCCAUUAUGUCAAGUAACAAGCAAAUAUAAAAAUAUAGUUUGGUGUUUUUAAACUGACCGUGUGAACAUAAAAAAUGUUCACCUUUAACUUACUGAGAACCCAAGAAUGCUGACAAUUUCACUUUUAAAAAUUUGAAAACCUCACAAAUUUUUGUCUGGCCCCACUGGCUUGCUUAGUUUCACAUCAAGGAUAUUUUCCAGGUGAUGGUUAAUCAAGUGGCUUCUCAUAUUUCUAACAUUACCCGACUUAUGUCUGCAAACUUUUCGUUGCAUGUCCGCGCUCCCACGCGAUAUAACUCAAUGUCGACACUCAUUUGUCAGAUUGAAUGUUUCCUCCUUAAUCGUUUUUGUUUAGAAACCAAGAUGCAUCAAAACUUAUGAUUUAAACUACGAAGGAGGUUUGGACAGUUUUCCGCUUUGCACAGGGGAUCAUCACAAAUUUACUGUGGUUUACUUCUCAGACCAGCCCAUUCAACAGCACCAGGAAAAAAAAUACACUGAAGGGAGUGCUCCACGUUCUCGUUUGAUACUGUCAGAUUCCAUGGGAAUUUUGAAACAGCAACGUACCGCGAUACCUACAAUACCGUUACAUCUCUAUUACAUCUGUCCUAGCAGGGGGGGCGCCACAACUGCGGUCCCCUCCAAGGUUUCUCAUUGUCAUCCCAUUGGGUUGAGUUUUUUUCUUGCCCUGAUGUGGGAUCCGAGCCAAGGAUGUAGUUGUGGCUUGUGCAGCCCUUUGAGACCUUUGUGAUUUAGGGCUAUAUAAGUAAACUUUGACUGAUUGAUUGAUUGAUACAGUGUAGCAGACUCGGCAAGAAAGCCUGACCACAGCACCGCCAGUUUGCACCAUUCCGAAAGCAAAAGUCAGCCUGCACAUUUAUUAAGACAUUUAUCCAUGAGAAUAUUGAGAAGCUGCUGAGUAGUGUACACGACCCGCUUCAGUUCGUGUUCAAUUCAAACCGGACAGUUAAGCAGUAGCUUUACUCACUGGGUCACGUCAAAUGCUUUCAACUCUGACCUCUCCAGUCCAACAACAAUAACAAUUACUAUACAGUGGGGCGAAAAAGUAUUUAGUCAGCCACCGAUUGUGCAAGUUCUCCCACUUAAAAUGAUGACAGAGGUCUGUAAUUUCAUCAUGGGUACACUUCAACUGUGAGAGACAGAAUGUGAAAGUUUAUACCAAAAUGGAUACAUGGAUGAUACAGCAGAGGAUUGGGAAAAUGCCAUGUGGUCAGAUGAAACCAAAAUAGAACUUUUUGGUAUAAACUCAACUCGUCGUGUUUGUAGGAAGAAGAAUACCGAGUUGCAUCCCAAGAACACCAAACCUACUGUGAAGCAUGGGGGUGGAAACAUCAUGCUUUGGGGAUGUUUUUGUACUAAGGGGACAGGACGAUUGAUCCGUGUUAAGGAAAGAAUGAAUGGGGCCAUGUAUCGUGAGAUUUUGAGCCAAAACCUCCUUCCAUCAGUGAGAGCUUUGAAUGGUUGACCAAAUACUUUUUUCCACCAUAAUUUACAAAUAAAUUCUUUAAAAUUCCUACAAUGUGAAUUCCUGGAUUAUUUUUUUUCACAUUCUGUCUCUCACAGUUGAAGUGUACCUAUGAUGAAAAUUACAGACCUCUGUCAUCAUUUUAAGUGGGAGAACUUGCACAAUCGGUGGCUGACUAAAUACUCUUUUGCCCCACUGUAUUUACAUGACGGAGAAGCAGCCUGAAUGACAUGCCACAGUAAAUACUGUACACUAUUACUAUUUAUUAUUAUUUCAUAAAACUAUUGCGCUACUUUCGAUUGUAAUGUAGCUUGUUUUUCAUUUUCAGAAUCAGAAUCAGGUUUAUUUGGCCAAGUAUACUUGCAUAUACAAGGAAUUUGUCUUCGGCAGUCGUUAGCUCUCCAAACAUACAACAAAUAGACAAGUAUACAUUCACUGAGCAAGCUAGUACUUUUAAAAGGCAUGUUCCAUUGAAAAAUUGUGGUAUUGUGAGAGGGUCAAGUACGGUUUAAAGGAAUUUAGGUUCAUUUCAAUGGGAAACAUUGCAUUUUGAGUCAUAGAACCAAUCUCGCCCGUAAAUUGAGGUACCACUGUACUUAAUAGUAAUUAGGAAAGGAUUACUAACAUCCACUCUGCAGCCUUUCUUCAACAUGUGUACUGGCUGUAUGGGCUGGGCUAUAUGAAGAGGGUUUUUUUUGUCUCUUUUACUUGGAUUUGUUUCCUCAACAACCCCAAAUUGAGUAAGCCAUGCAUCAACCCUUUUUUUGUGGGGGGAAGAGGGGGAAGAGAAAAAAUUGUCAGGGAAUUAGUUCGCCCGGGAUGCUGACGGAACUCCGGACGAAGCGUGCAGGUAGGAUUGUAAUUUAUUGUCCAUAAUUAAUUCAAUGACAUACAAAAGUACAGGGAACAAACAAAAGUUAAGUGAGACUUGGAACAGGAAUCAAAGCAAAAAAAAACAGGAGUCAUCAAACGUAACUGUUGCAUUGUGCAAACAAGGAAGUCAGGCCGAGCGUGGCGAGAAACGGGAAUAAGUAGCUCUCUGAUUAGUGCCCGGCAGCAAGUGAGCAUCCCGGACACUAAUCAGAGGCAGGUGAUACUAAUUUGCACCCAUGGCAAAUAAAACAAACCCAGAUGUGCACAAAACAGGAACUGAGGGAGUCUAAAACUAAACAGAACAUGAUCCGGGCAACGGAUCAUGACAUUUAUUGACUGCAGCCUAGUGAAUAUUGUAAUACAGUCACUACAUCGCACUUCCAAGUUUGCUGAUUGUAAAAGUGAUUGUGUGGAUGUUAUUUCACGCCCACAGAUCCUUUCUAAACCAUACUUAAAAAGUUGAUAACAGUUUUUUUCAACUCUAGUUCCAAAUACAUAGUUCAUAACUUUUACUAAUUAACACUGAAAACGAGGGUUUACUGUAUUACUCUUGACAAGCAGAGGUAGAUUUAACUAUGGGAGCCUUUUGAGUCAUAGAACCAAUCUCGCCGUUAAAUUGAGGUACCACUGUACUUAAUCGUUGGAAAAAAAUCGUAAUUAGGAAAGGAUUACUAACAUCCACUCUGCAGCCUUUCUUCAACAUGUGUGGGCUGGGCUAUAUGAAGAGGUUUUUUUUUUGUCUCUUUUACUUGGGUUUGUUUCCUCAACAACCCCAAAUUGAGUAAGCCAUGCAUCAACGCUUUUUUUGGGGGUGGGGGGGAGGGCGAGAAAAAAUUGUCAGGGAAUUUAAAUGUUUUUGCACGGGUGGACGAUGCAAAACUGUUAACAGAGAAUGAGACUAUAAGUCUGUUUUGAAACCUCAGUAGUUUUUAACGACCAAACAGUGGAUGUAAUACCAGCUCGUCGUUGAGAUAUGCAUACAAUAUUGUGUGCUUCAAUAAUGCCUAAUGAUACACAAACGUGUGUAUUGAAGUUGUGCAUUGGUGAAAAUACUUGAAAAUGGAUAUUCUAGCCUUGUAGUGUAGAGUAGUACUAAUACCAACGUUGUACAGAAUUCCCUUUAAGAUGAAUAAUAACCUCCUCGGUUAGGAAUUUGUACUCCGAAGUGUGACUUGGGAAAAAGUGUGCAGGCGGAGUGCGUGUAAUAUAAACGAUGUACGUGUAAUCCAAUCCUACCAAACCCUUUAUAUACAGCGGUAGAAACCAAAUGGCAUUUUUAGUGCACUUAGAAUAGGUUAAGGCGUUUAACUUUGGGUUCAUUUCUUGCCAAGGUUACGUUGAGAACGUUUCUUUAACAGUGCGAGCUUCAUGUAAAUCUGGAAGCGUUUUUUGCAUAGAUUUUAAUGACAGUUUAGUUAUGUUUCCUCAAGGAAAGUUUGACAAGUGCUUAUUGUUCAUGAAGAUGUAAGAGCUUGUUUUUAGUCUAUUUGCUAAAUUGUAGGAUUUGUGUCAUUAACUCGCCGUGUCUGGCCUCCCACUGGGACUGUUUUUUUUUCUUCCUUCUAUUGGGGGUUUAUCACUUAUUUUAAGUUGUAUUUUUUUUCUGUCUGUGAGCUUUUUAUUUGUAAUCAACUUCAUGAUUAAUGUACCUUAGACGACCUUAUUAUUCCAAGUGUUUUGGUUGGAAUCUGUAUUUAUUAUCACUUCAAAAAGGACUCAAGGACAGAGGCGGUUGUUUGGUAGUUUUGAUUUUUCGGGGUUAUUAUUAUUUUUUUGUUUUUUUUUACUGUGUCAUUUUAAAGCCAGCAAGCUGAAGUGAAAGCUCUACCUCGUCUGAGCCAUUCUCAGUUCUGUUAACACUUUUGUAAAUCAUUUCAAAAACAUGUUAUGUCAUGUCCACAAUAAAGACACACAAAAUGGCAAGGUUUGGCA
Messenger RNA from Nerophis ophidion (straightnose pipefish), 11910 nucleotides. Its product is annotated as zinc finger protein 516-like. The transcript has 6 exons. Lineage: Eukaryota; Metazoa; Chordata; Actinopteri; Syngnathiformes; Syngnathidae. The coding region runs from base 711 to 3929 and encodes 1072 amino acids. The record is from RefSeq and is a predicted model, not a curated record. Gene Ontology annotation, biological process: regulation of DNA-templated transcription. Gene Ontology annotation, molecular function: RNA polymerase II cis-regulatory region sequence-specific DNA binding; DNA-binding transcription factor activity, RNA polymerase II-specific. Gene Ontology annotation, cellular component: nucleus.